GUGCGUUGGAAGAAAGAAAUAGGCGACAGAAGAAGGGGGGGAAGGGUGUGAGCACUGAGCACUGAGCACUGAGCAGAGAAAACGUAGAGGCGAAGGCAUGUCUGGUGGGAGCAGGAGCAGGAGCAGGGUUGAGCUGGUGCUCAAGAACAGAUUCCUGAGAUACUUAAUAUGGCAAUCCAUCCCUUCCUCACUAAUCUUCAUCACUCUUCUCUCUCUCUCCUCACCUCACUACCCUCUCUGCUCCUUCCUCCUCUUCCUCUCCUCCAACCUCCUCUUCUCCCUCACCCUCUCCUCCAUCGCCACCCCCCACCCCCCCCGCCUCCCCCUCUCCCUCUCCCUCUCCCUCUCCCUCCUCUUCGCCGCCGCCGCCGCCUCCUCCUCCGCCCUCUCCCUCGCCUCCCUCGCCCGCGCCUCCCCUCACUCUGCUCGAUUAGGGUUUAGGGGUUUCCUCCUCGGCUCCCUCUUCUCUCUGCACUACCUCUUCAACCGCCGAUGCCUUCUCCAUUUCCCCAUCAUCCAGCGUCCUCCCUUUUUCAGCUUCAAGAUGGGGCUUCCUUCCGCUGCCAGACGCGCUCUCAAGCUUUCCGUCGUUGCUUUCGUUUCUUCCGGGAUUUUCUUGGAGCUUCUGCCGCAUCCCUUUAAGUACAGCGUUGCCACCACGAGAUUCUUCGCCGACCAGAUUACCUCCUUUGCUGCUUCUUUUGCUAUCUUCCUCUCUUGGGAACUGACUCAUCAUUUGCAUUGGGUUUUGCAUACUAAGAGGUCCAUAUUUGCACCCCCAAAAGGAUCAGCAGCUGCAGAAACAAAUCCAAGUGAGCAUCUCCUUUCCGCUUUGGAGGAGAGCAAUCCUACAUCUCUUCUUCGGUAUCUUGCAUAUCUUGAUCUCAGUAUGGUUUGUGAGAACAAUGUUGACAAUUGGCGGCGUGCGGGGUUUUUUGAAGAAACUGGUGAGACUUACAAAAGAGUAGUUGCUGUGUGCUUGAGGCCAUUGGAGCAUCUUGCCACAAAAUUAAGUGAAGGCUCAGGAAACACUGUUGACAAAGCCACACAAUUGUCAAAUCAGCUGUUGUCCCCAACAGAGGCAAGGCCAGAUGUGAAGUACGUUGAAGAACUGUACAACUUCCAGCUAUAUGCAUGGUGUUCUAGGACUGUUGCCUCACUAACUGCCUGCUCACGCAAAGAAGACAAGUUUGGGGUUGCCCAGCUUUCUGGGAGUAAUGCUGCCGUGGUUUCGACACUGUUAUCCUGCCUUCUUGCUGUUGAAAAUUUCAUGGGCAAGAAAACAAACCUGCAAUCCCCAAAUCAGUUGUUAGGACCCGCUGGUAUCAAAUGGGCAACCGUUAAUAGUGGAAGAGUUGAUGUUGCAGCUGGCAAAAGAAGAAGUGGCCCAGUAAAUUCAAAGGCUUAUGCUAUUGCUGACGUUCUCAAGACUUCAAUCUACCAAAUAGUCUUUGCAUUCCAUGAUGAGAUGUUGGCUGGUGCUAAAGCAAGUCUUCUGGAGAAGGACUGGGUCACAAGUGAGAAACCACUUUUUGGUACUCGUGAAAUGCUUAUACAAAAACUACGUCUUUUCCUUGAUUUUCGAGCUACCUAACGGAUGCAUUGUACCGAGGCUUGAAUGCUACUUGUCUGAAUUAAGCAUUCUUGUAAGACAUUUUACACACAGGAUGUUGUCAAGUGAAGAUAUAGAUGGAAUGGAAGGAAAAAGUUCGGUUUUGAUGUCACAAAUUUGAGAUGGAUAUUAAUGAGAUUUUGUUGAAUAUAUCUGCAUUGGCAGGUAAGCGAUCAUUUGGAUGUGCUUUUUGUUGACAAUUUUCUUAGGGUACUUCAAUUAUAUCGAGUUUGGACUUUGGAUGAGCAAUUUCAGUGAUGCACAAAUUCGUUUUCUAUGUUAGAUUUUUGUGCUCAUAAAAAGUUGUUCAUAUUUUGUACAUUUGCAUGCAGCUACAUACAGAUAUCGGUUUAUUGCCA
This is a messenger RNA of Cajanus cajan (pigeon pea), 1971 nucleotides long. The record is from RefSeq and is a predicted model, not a curated record. NCBI's taxonomy places the organism in Eukaryota, Viridiplantae, Streptophyta, Magnoliopsida, Fabales, Fabaceae.